Rotaria socialis is the source of this 810-nucleotide messenger RNA. The record is from the annotation of a GenBank genome assembly. NCBI's taxonomy places the organism in Eukaryota, Metazoa, Rotifera, Eurotatoria, Philodinida, Philodinidae.
AUGUCAUAUUCGAACGCUAUUCCAAAGUUGGCAUCAUCACGCCAUCCCAAUAUUAAUUUAAAUAAUGUCACUUCGGUACCGGUAAACAUCGCGGUAACUGCUCGUUCGAAAAUAUGCAUAGUUGUUGCUGUUACUGGUGUAGUAGUCCUUAUUGCGGCUUCAUUUAUCGUACCAGUAUCCCUUGCGCUUACUCAUACAGGACCAUUCGCAACAACCAGCUUAUCGAGAACAACUGCAACUACGAGAACAACUGCAACUACGAGAACAACUGCAACUACGAGAACAACUGCAACUACGAGAACAACUGCAACUACGACAACAACUGCAACUACGAGAACAACUGCAACUACGACAACAGCUGCAACUACGACAACAACUGCAACUACGACAACAGCUGCAACUACGACAACAACUGCAACUACGUCAAGAACGACUAAUAGUGAACCAUCUGAAUGCUCAUCUUAUACAAUAAUCAAUGAUGUGACGCGUUUAACAACAGCCGCUGCUGGAAGUCAAUGCGAUAGAACUCUAUUCAGCUUAAAUACGACCUGGGUUCGAUUUAAUGGGGCUGGUGGAACUAAAUUAGCAACAUCUGCUCCAGCUUCAAAUCAAUGUGAUACUCAAGGUACUGGUUGGUAUUCAGGUUCACUGCCAGCAUCAGGUGUCUCUAAUAAUGGAACGGUAUGCUACGUUUGGAGGUCGAACAAUUGUAAUUGGUCAAAUACGAUUCAAGUAACAAACUGCGGUUCAUUUUAUGUAUGGGGUCUUAUUAUUCCACCGAGUUGCAACCUCCGUUAUUGUACUGCAUAA